Cydia pomonella (codling moth) is the source of this 2589-nucleotide messenger RNA. Its product is annotated as facilitated trehalose transporter Tret1-like. NCBI's taxonomy places the organism in Eukaryota, Metazoa, Arthropoda, Insecta, Lepidoptera, Tortricidae. The transcript is spliced from 9 exons. The record is from RefSeq and is a predicted model, not a curated record. Gene Ontology annotation, cellular component: membrane. Bases 1212 to 2579 code for a protein of 455 amino acids. Gene Ontology annotation, biological process: transmembrane transport. Gene Ontology annotation, molecular function: transmembrane transporter activity.
GGUCAAUAUAAGUCUAGUGAAACUAACCGUGAAUCAUUCAAAACUGUUAAAUUGUACCAAAGUCAUAAUUAAGGUUAGAUUUCUAUGAAAAAAGAUAUUUAGGUAUAUAAUGAAACUUCCUUACUUCGUAGUAUUCAAAUCGGUGCAAAAUUAGCUUGGACGUACUUCUAUGUACUCUUUGACUAACCAUACUUCUGCCAUACUUCGAUUUGUUGUGUAAGAAGAUUUUAUUUAGUUUGAUUUUCCUCUCUAUUCAGUUUUUUUUUCCCCCGAUUAUUUCUAAUUAAUAUUUUUAUUAUUUUGUGGUUUGCGGCUGCUGACUGACUUUUAGUAAUUAUUAUAAUGUCUUAAUUUCAAUGUUGACAUUGACAUUAUAUUUGCACGCUUGCUUGCAAGCAAAAUACACAUUGUACUCGUAUUUGAAUAGUUCUAUAGUACAUUGUGCGACGAGGGGGGUAAGUUAAAUUUUGGAUACCACCCUCGUUAUGAGGGUGGAAAAGAAGGGAGGGAGGGAAUUAAAUACCUGAGUUUGCAAUAUUCUUACCCCCGGCGUUACACACAAUGUUUUUCAUCACACUUGCAAAGAAAAAACUAAAUUUUAAGCGAAAUAAUUCUUAAAUACGGUGACAUAUCAAACAUUCGUCCGCCAUUUUGUAAUUUCUUGGCAGGUGAAGCAUCGAAGGCACAGACCUAUUCGGCAUUCAGCCGCGAUUGAAAAUUAUUUUAAACGGCUGUUAAAUUAAUCAAAUUAUUUUUUUUUAAACAUAAACAAAAAUAUUAUAAACGUCAGUAUUUUACAAGUAAAACUCAUUUAUGGUACUUUUUUUUAUACUACGUCGGUGGCAAACAAGCAUACGGCCCGCCUGAUGGUAAGCAGUCUCCGUAGCCUAUGUACGCCUGCAACUCCAGAGGAGUUACAUGCGCGUCGCCGACCCAAACCCCCCCUCCCCCUUGUUGAGCUCUGGCAACCUUACUCACCGACAGGAACACAACACUAUGAGUAGGGUCUAGUGUUAUUUGGCUGCGGUUUUCUUUAAGGUGGAGGUACUUCCCCAGUUGGGCUCUGCUCUAGAUCUGGAAUGACAUCCACUGUGCUGUGCCCUACCACACAAAGCGAGAUGAUAUUCACAAUGCCCAUACUUCUCUUUUGGACGUAGUUUAAGGACGUACCUGGUCCAGUUUCAUUUCAAGCCAGUGUAACAGGCGCCACAAUGAGUUGGCCGUCGGUGACAGUGGACAUGUUCAAAUCAAACUCCACCGUUCUAAAUAGGAGCAUGACAUUACUCGAGAUAUCGUUGUUCGGAAGCGUGAUCAACGUAGGAGGCUUGGUCACGGCACCGUUCUGUGGUGUAGUCUUCAACAAGUUGGGGCGGAAAUAUGGGUGUGUGUUUUUCGGUAUGCCGUUCCUGCUAGGCUGGGCUAUAAUUUCCAUCACAUCUGACGUAACAAUGGUGUUGAUAGCGAUGGCGCUGUCAGGCAUUGGCGCUGGCGGCCAGGCUGUGUCGCCGAUAUUCAUCGCGGAACUUGCUGAAGACUCGGUGCGGGGUGGACUGUCGGCUUGUUCAGGAACUGGGUACUUCUUCGGCAUCUUGCUGUGCUUUAUUAUCGGCGGAUAUUUCUCUUACCGAACUAUGGUCCUCAUCCAGCUCUCGAUGUCAGUAUUGAGCAUUGCUCUUUUUAUGACGCUAAAAGAGUCGCCAGUUUAUUUGGUACUUAUCGGGAAAUAUGAGGAAGCAGCGAAAUCAUUAGCGUUUUACAGAUGGACUGAUGUGUCAUCCAAGGAAAUCCAAACUGAACUAGCGAAGAUCAAACGAGACGUGGACCCGAGCCUUGAUAACUUCCUCUUACAGGAAUCUCAGCCAGCUGCAGCUGUUCUUUUAGAAGAAAAUGUUCCAAAGGCAACUGGAAAAAAUACUCAAAAUAGUUUAAUAUCGCAAAUCAAGUUCCUAUAUAACUCAAAAUCCUCGAAGAAGGCGUUGUUCGUGACAUCAUCCCUGGUGUUCAUGUCGAUCAUGAUGGGGUCACUAGCUGUCCAGGUGUACGCUGAGCCUUUGUUCAAGUUAGCAGUACCUACGUUGCCACCCAACAUGUGCGCUAUCUUCUUGGCUAUUCUGUUUCUGAUAACUAGCUUACUUUGCGUAUUGCUGGUGGAUAGAUGCGGAAGGAAGGUACUGACUAUUGUGUCUGCCCUGGGCUCUGGGCUAUACACUCUCCUCCUGGGCACGCAGCUGCAACUAAGCUGGGCACCUCACUGGUUCUCAGCGCUACUCAUCUACGCCUACAGCUUCGUGUACACACUCGGGGCUGCCACGGUCCCGUUUAUCAUAAUGUCCGAAGUUUUCUUACCUGAGGUCCGCGGCCUCUGCAACAGCAUCGUGACCGUCGUCCAAUGGAGCAUGAACUUCAUCGGCCUCAUGCUCUUCGAGAUGCUGCAACCGCUCGUCGGGCCCGGACCCAUCUUCUAUGCCUUUAGCGUCGUCUGCUUCUCGUGCGUAAUAUUCACGUGGCGCCUGCUGCCCGAAACCAAGGGCUUAUCCGUGGACCAGAUACAAGUAGCGUUUUCAAAGGGAAAUAAAUGAAUUAAAUUUU